Gopherus evgoodei (Goodes thornscrub tortoise) is the source of this 2320-nucleotide messenger RNA. It is a transcript of the gene XKR8, whose product is annotated as XK related 8. The record is from RefSeq and is a predicted model, not a curated record. The coding region runs from base 246 to 1487 and encodes 413 amino acids. Gene Ontology annotation, cellular component: plasma membrane. Gene Ontology annotation, biological process: phosphatidylserine exposure on apoptotic cell surface; apoptotic process involved in development; engulfment of apoptotic cell. The transcript is spliced from 3 exons. NCBI's taxonomy places the organism in Eukaryota, Metazoa, Chordata, Testudines, Testudinidae.
CCGGGAAAGGGGGGUCCCCAGGACAGGAGGGAACCCGGGGGGGGAUCCCGGGGAAGGGGGGUCCCCAGGACAGGAGCGAGCUGGGGAAGGGUUCAAGGUGCAGGAGGGGGUUUCGGGGGGUUCACCAGGGCAGCAGAGAGCCUAGGGCAGGAGGGUUCCAGGGAGGGUUUGGUAGGAGGCCAGCAGGCAGAGAGUAGGGCUGUGCAGGGAGAGCGAGGCGGUGCCAUCUGUGGCCCCUUUGUGCCAUGGCAGGGUCAGGCCAUGGCUCUGGUGGCCCCCCACUGUCAUCUCAUUACCGGUACCUGGACCUGCUCUUCGCCCUGCUGGGCGCUGCUGCUUUCUUGGCAGACCUGCUCGCUGAUCUGUGGGUGGCCUCCAGUUACAUGCAGGCUGGGCACUGUUUGUGGGGGGGGCUGGUGCUGGCACUGCUGUGCCUCUCCUCCCUGGUCAUGCAGUUCUUCAGCUGGGCCUGGUACCAGACGGACGACAUCGAGCAGGACCUUCCGAGUGGCUGCUGCUUGGCUCUGGUGCACCUCCUCCAGCUGGGCUAUCUCUACAGGUGUUUCCGAAUGCUGAGAGUGGGCUGGCGCGUAUGCAGGGCAGAGACUGCACCACAGCAGGAGCAAGGCUACGCUGUCUUCCUGUCCCAUGACAUCAGCAUGCUGCGCCUCUUUGAGACCUUCCUGGAGAGCACCCCUCAGCUCACACUUGCUCUCUCCAUUGUUCUGCAUACAAACAAGGUGGAGCUUUUCCAGGGGCUUGGGAUUUGCACUGCCUUCCUAUGCGUGGCAUGGUCACUACUAGAUUAUCACCAGUCCCUCCGCUGCUUCCUGUUGGACAAGCAUGAGCUGGGCCUGCUCUCCUCCACCAUCUACUUCCUGUGGAACUUCCUCCUCAUCUGCCCCCGUGUCCUGGCAGUCGCGCUCUUCGCCACACUCUUCCCAUGCUACAUCGGCCUGCACUUCCUGGGCAUCUGGGCUGCCAUGCUCCUCUGGGUCUGGCUGCAGGGCACUGCCUUCAUGGAGUGCCCCAGGUGGGAAUGGCUCUACAGGGCAACGGUGGCCGUGAUUCUAUAUUUCUGCUGGUUCAAUGUGGCCAAGGGGCAGACGCGGCAGCGCAGUGCAAUCUAUCAUGGCUUCAUCCUGGUGGACAGCGUGCUCCUCGCUGGCUCCUGGCUCUGGUACAAUGCCCCUCUGCGUGAGCGCUCCUAUCUGCCUCCUGUGCUUCUUGCUGCCCUGGUCUGCUCUGUGCUCGGGCUGCUGCUGAGAAUCACCUACUACAAGUGGCUCCACCCCACGCUGCAGACCCGCUGCCAGGCGAGCUAUGAUGAAGUAGACACUGCAGAAGGACUAGCUGGUUUCCGAGCCGGCCCAGUGCCAGCCCCUGUGAACAAACGGAUGUACCAGCUGUCCCAGAACCACUUCUUGGUCUCUUUGCAGGCUGGGCGAAACUGGGGGAAUGGUGUCCUAGAUGACAUGUCUCUCUGAGCACAGCUGUCCCUGCUCCAGGCAGAGGGAAUUACACCUCAGGGAUUUGUGCUGGGGGAUCCCAUUCCAGACCUGGCCCCAGCAUUCCCAGGGACUGAGCAAACCUCCGGAAUGGGCAGCUGUCGCAGGGAGAGGAGACUGGAGAGAGCUGGGCGGGCCGAGAGCCCUGGCACUUAGGUUCCAACAGCUGGCAUCCAGCACGGGUAGCUGUGAAGCCUGUUCUGGGCUGGCACUAGUCCAAUGGGAGUGUCAUGGGAGAAACCCGCUAUAAGAGUGCUGGAUGCUGAGUGGGCUCAGCAGCAUGUUAACCCUUUAUUGUUAGGCCCCUGCCCCGGGUUCUGCUCCACUGCAGUGAACUCACUUUUUUCCUGCUGGUUGCGGUUGCUCCCGACUUCUUCUCUGCACAUUGCCCUGUUUAGCCCCAUCCCCAUUUCCCUGCCGGGCUCUCCCCUGCUUUGUUUCAUUUCAGCAAAGUUCAAUGGGAAACCGUGUGCUCUGUUCUUGGCAGGACCUGCCAGAUUGUCCAUUUGUCUGGGAUUUCCCUGCACUUGUAAUUUCGAAGCUUCCCUGUAGUAGUGGGUAACCCAUGGCACUGCAUUGGGCAAGGCUUGGAGCCUCUAGGGCUGGCUUGGUCACUGGGGGGAGCAUCAGUUUGCUGAUGUUUAUAAAGGGAAGGGUGUCAAUACAUGGUGGUAUAAUACUGUAACGCGGUAUUGUGCCUUAGACAGAGACGCAGGAGGGAACAGCAGAGUGUUCUUGUUGUAGAGACAGGGUGUGUGUGGGGGGGUAGGCAUGUGGAGAAUUCAGGGGGGUGGAGGGGAAGUGAAUGGUGU